AUGAACCUAAACAUCAACACCUCAAUGAUCCAAGAAAUCCAAAACAUAGAGCCGUCCGAAAUCCCUAAACAUUUUAAUGACAUUAUACUUAAGAAUUUCUGUAAUCAUAAAAUUAUAUACACCGAUGGAUCAAAAUCCAACGUCAAAACAGGACUAGCUAUAAUCACAGAUGAAGAAACCUUUAAGUUCUCUUCACUGGAGAUUAAUUCUAUUUUCACCAUCGAGGCACUAGCGAUCCUGAAAGCCAUAGAACUAACUGAACAAAAUUGGAAAAAUACAAAAUCUUUCUUAAUAGCCAGCGACUCCCUUAGUUCUAUUCUAGCUAUACAAAACCAAGGGACAUCAAAUGAAAUAAUAAAAAACAUACAAGAAAGAGCCUCUUCCCUUGCCCCCCGUUCGGUAACCUUCAUGUGGAUUCCUGCCCACAAAAACAUACCAGGAAAUGAAAAUGCUGAUAUAGCAGCUAAAGAAGCCGCCUCCACUAACAUCAAUAUCCCCAAAUUAGACCUUUCGUCUUUCAAGGACACCGCCCGAAACUCCUUAAUAAAUAGCAAAAAGAUUCACCAACGACUCUGGGACCAGGAACUGAACAACAAACUACAUCAAAUAAAACCUUUUCUGUCUCCUAACCCGAAUCCUCCCUCAAGUACGAGAAGACAACAAGAACGCAAUGUCCGAAAUAUCGGCCGAGGACCAACUCAAAAUUGGUCACUCGACGGCGGCCCUCGUGAUCCAAAUGAAACACAAUGCAAACGGGACGGCGCGACGAUGCAUCAUAUCUGUUGCGCGGUCAACCGUCGGAAAAGAACAAUAACGCAGCAAAUUGGCAGCGGUCGGCGAGCCGGACGUCGCGGUAUCACGAUAUCCCGAGGCGGCCGUGAAAGAUAA
Molecule: messenger RNA, 888 nt
Organism: Aphis gossypii (cotton aphid)
Lineage: Eukaryota; Metazoa; Arthropoda; Insecta; Hemiptera; Aphididae
Exons: 2
Coding region: 1-888 (295 amino acids)
Biological process (GO): DNA replication, removal of RNA primer
Molecular function (GO): RNA-DNA hybrid ribonuclease activity; nucleic acid binding
Source: RefSeq, a predicted model, not a curated record